AUGUCCUCCACCGAUCUUAAAUAUUAUCAUGAGCAUGACUUUGAGUCAAAACACUUUCUUGAUGCCUUUUUUUCUCCUAAAGCAGAUGAAUGUAUUAUAAAGGAUGGUGUGGAAAACUCCAUGAAUUGUCUACAAAAGGAACUAAUCACUGGUCAUAUUCAUGGGGACAUGUUGAUUGACAUUUCUGCUGGUCCUAAUAUUAGUCAUCUUAUGCCAAUCUGUAAGUUCUUCAAAGAAAUCACUGUAUUGGAAUUCAAUGAUUUAUGCAUUACUGAACUGAAGAAAUGGCUAAACAGCCACGAGGAGGCUUAUGACUGGUCACAUGCGUCGAAUCGUAUGUUGAACUUGGAAGAAAGAAGUGGUGGGAAGCAAGCAAUAGAAGAAUUGUUAAAAAGUAAAAUUAAGCGUGUUCUGAAAUGUGAUCUCUCCAAAGAUAGUCUAACUGACCCAAUAGUGUUGCCAAAAGCAGACUGUAUUAUAAGCGCGUGGGCAAUGGAAGCCAUCAACAAAGAUAAAAAUGAUUACAUCAUCAAUUUUAGAAAAAUAUCCUCUUUGCUAAAACCAGGUGGUCGUUUGAUAUUGUUUGGAUCUUUCAAUGUUUCAUAUUAUAUACUUGCCGGGCACAAAUAUGGUUCCCUAACGUAUGAUGAAGAAUUUCUCAGAAAAGUUCUAAAAGACGAAGAAUAUAUCACUGAAGUGUUUCAAGUAAAAGAUAGAGAAACACCUACUGAUUACGUAGAUUAUGAGAAAACUGUGUUUGUCAUUGCACUUAAACAGAGAGAGGGUUAA
Spea bombifrons (plains spadefoot toad) is the source of this 789-nucleotide messenger RNA. RefSeq names its product nicotinamide N-methyltransferase-like. The coding region runs from base 1 to 789 and encodes 262 amino acids. Gene Ontology annotation, molecular function: N-methyltransferase activity. The transcript has 3 exons. Gene Ontology annotation, cellular component: cytosol. NCBI's taxonomy places the organism in Eukaryota, Metazoa, Chordata, Amphibia, Anura, Pelobatidae. The record is from RefSeq and is a predicted model, not a curated record.